GGCUCAAGUUUUGCUCUCGGGAUAAACAUUGAUGGCCCCGCGUGCCCACCACGGCCCGCUGGCCCUAGUCGCUGCAUCGGCGCCUGGGCUGGCUUCGCUGCUGUGGCACUCGGUGCGGUCCAACCUCCUCGCGGCGUUCUUCAGCGCCGAGGCCCAGCGGGUCGUGAGCGCCGGCGGGGAGGCAGCCAGGGGAUCCGAGGGCCCACACCCCGACGAGGGUAGCUGCGGGGUCGCAUACCCGCAGUGUCCAGACCUCAUCUGCCCCGAGGCGCCGCCGUGUGCCCUUUGCCCGGCACUGCAGUGCCAGGCUUGCCCGGACGUCCCGGGAGAUCUCGACCAGCCCGACUAUAUUGGCUGGGCCGUCAGCGUUGGCAACCUGGUGCUGACCGCGGCGGCGGGCUGCUGCCGACGCCAGCCUCGCCAGCGCGAGGCGCGCGAGGCGCAGCCUGAGCAGGCUCCGCGCCCCACCGCGCAGGACGACGCCGACGCCACCGUGCUGAGGACCGAGGCGAUUCGACUGAGAAGGGCCAUUCGGGAUUGGGCAGUCUUGCGCACUCUCUAAGGAGGAACGGCGCAGUUUGAAGAUUACAUCGUGAUAAGGUACAACCUGGAGGAGGAGGAGGAGGAGGAGGAGGAGUUGCAGUCUCAUGAGAAGCUCGGCACGGGUGUGAAGCAGGGGCGGUUGAGCGUAGUGACCAUCUAUACUCUUGACGGCGACCACUAUGAGAUCGAUGCCACCAUUGGUGGCGGUGUCUAUUCAGAUCACAGGGUCGAGGAUGAGCUCACGUGGGAGGCCCAUGUCAUCGGAGACAGUGCCAUGACGCCGCUGGCGGGUGGCGACACCGCGCUGCUCAGGCAUUUCGAUCGGAAGGAUCUACACGACUACGACAACGAUGAUCUGAGAGAGUUUUCAAGCUGUUUUGUCGGCACGUGUCGGCUCAGGAGGUCGGUCCCCGACGCCGUCGACCGCAUGAUGGACG
This is a messenger RNA of Prorocentrum cordatum, 980 nucleotides long. The record is from the annotation of a GenBank genome assembly. Lineage: Eukaryota; Dinophyceae; Prorocentrales; Prorocentraceae.